AUGGCGUCUCUCAUAUCCAGUCUUUCUCUUUCCUCCACAGUUUCCCGCCUAAUCAUUUUCCGCAGGCCCUCGCUUCACUACUUCAUUAACCCUCGUAUGAAUUUUCAACGAUACUGUGAGCUGGCUAGACUUACACAUCCAGUUUCCCGCGAUUCAAACCAUAAAGCCUCAUUUUCUACCGGCCCAAAAGCUCAAAUCGCGAGUGCAUCAGGACAAGAUGAAGAAUUAGUUGUCCUGGGCAUCGAGACGAGCUGCGACGACACUGCUGCAGCUGUAGUUAGAAGUAAUGGUGAAAUUCUUAGCCAAGUUGUGUCUUCUCAGGCAGAACUGCUAGUUCAAUACGGAGGUGUUGCUCCAAAAAUGGCUGAAGAAGCACACAUUCAAGUGAUUGAUCAGGUAGUGCAAGAGGCUCUCGAUAAAGCUAAUACAUCAGAAGAAGAUCUUUCUGCAGUGGCUGUUACCAUUGGUCCUGGAUUGAGCCUCUGUCUGCGUGUUGGUGUGAGGAAAGCACGGAAGCUUGCUGGUGCUUAUACUUUACCCAUUGUUGGUGUUCAUCAUAUGGAAGCCCAUGCUUUAGUAGCAAGGUUAGUCGAAAAACAGUUACAGUUCCCUUUCAUGGCCUUACUUGUCUCAGGUGGCCAUAAUCUUCUUAUCUUGGCCCGUGAUCUUGGCCACUAUAUACAACUCGGGACAACAAUAGAUGAUGCAAUUGGCGAGGCAUAUGACAAGACAGCAAAAUGGCUUGGUCUCAACAUGAGCAAGAGUGGGGGCCCUGCUGUGGAGGAGCUGGCUCGUGAGGGUGAUGAAAAAUCUAUCAUGUUCAAGGUUCCCAUGAAACAGCAUAAAGACUGCAACUUCUCGUACGCAGGCCUCAAAACUCAAGUGAGGCUGGCUAUCGAAUCCAAAAACAUUGAUGCUUCAGUUCCCAUUGCUUCGGCUAAUAGUGAAGACAGAAAGGCUCGGGCUGAUAUUGCUGCCUCUUUCCAGAGAAUUGCAGUGUUGCAUCUAGAGGACAAAUGUGAACGAGCAAUUGAAUGGGCGUUGGAUAUGGAGCCUUCUAUAAAGUAUUUGGUGGCCUCUGGAGGUGUUGCAUCUAAUCAGUACGUGAGGUCUCGGCUAGAUAAGAUAGUCGAAAAGAAAGGCCUGCAGCUCGUUUGUCCUCCUCCAAGCCUUUGUACCGACAAUGGUGUAAUGAUUGCUUGGACUGGAAUCGAGCAUUUCCGUAUGGGAAGAUACGAUCCACCGCCACCCGCCUGCGAACCUGAAGAUGCUUGGCUUGAUCUGCGGCCGAGGUGGCCUUUGGGCGAGGAGUACGCACAAGGAAGGAGUGAGGCCCGGUCAUUGAAGAUGGCCCGAGUUCAUCCAUCACUAACCUCUAUAAUCCAAGCAUCACCUCAACAGCAACCAUUAUCAUAG
This is a messenger RNA of Striga hermonthica, 1416 nucleotides long. The record is from the annotation of a GenBank genome assembly. Lineage: Eukaryota; Viridiplantae; Streptophyta; Magnoliopsida; Lamiales; Orobanchaceae.